CCUGGCAUAUCACUCAUUCAUAGACCUGCUGACCCUCGCCGACCCUUCGUCUCUCCAUCUCUAAACACCCAAGAUCCCUGCCGAUUCCUAUCCUGAUUUCGCCGGCCACGGUUCGCUUCUCUUGGACAAUCAGCAGCCCUCUCCGUCGACUCGAGUCCUCCCGAAACCAUCGUGGCAGUGCAGCUAAGCCCCCACGACUUCCACACCGUCCUCUCCUCUCGCGCUGAUGCGGCUUUUGAGGCUCCUUCGCUCCACACCCCCGGGCCCAAGACCGUGUUGCAGCCUCGCAGAACUGACUUGAACCUCACCGAUUCCCCUCGACCUUGGUCUUCCGUACCACCCUUCCACUCGACUAUCUGUCAGAUCCCCAAGGUCGGCUGACGUCGAUGAAUACCGUUGUGCAGCCUUCCCAGCCUGCACCGUCCCCCUCAUUGACGCUGGCGUUGCGACAAGCAUCCAUUGAUCGAACCUUCCUGUACACCAACAUUCCCCCAAGAAAUCCUUGACCGUCCCAUCGAUUUUUGGCUCUCGGAUCGUGGGAUAUUCCGCCGUCCCAAGUCUUUUCGGUCAAGGCUUGAUUCGGCCCUCGCUGUCGAUUUUUCUACCAUGUGAUAUUUCCGUCUAUCCAUGUCCAACUAUCAGGAUCCCGACCAAGUUUACGAUUUAGAGAGAGAUUUUCUCGCACCUGCCAGGAGUCCUGUUCUGCAGCCUGUAAACAUCAAUUACAGACCGGUCGCCACUCCUCCGCCGCUCGUGCCCAACUAUCCGUCGUCGGAAUCCUCAGACGACGACGACGACGAUGAUGACGAGGGUGAUGAUGACGAAACUGGCGGGGGCGGUCCUUCGGAGCGUCGGACAAUUCGAAAAAGUCGAACUGACCCAUCCUUGAGUGAUGGUGUACUGAUACGUUCAUUAGAUCCAAACCAGGUCGAGCUUGCAAGACUCGCCGAGAAAAAUGCACUUGCCUCAGCCUCGGAGGCAGAGGAGGAAGAGGAGGAGGGCAACAACAGUCAAGGCGAAACGCGACCAACUAGAAUCUCCAUUCAACACAAUCCAACCCAGAAUAACCCAUUAGAGCAAACUGAUACUGUGGAGGAAGAUCAAUUCAAUGACGAGGAUGGAGACUUUCCCAUGAUCGACUCACCCGAUAUCGUGCACGAUGUUGGGCAUACCAGUCAUCCCCCGAUGUCUCGGGAUACACACGACCGUGAUAGACAGCUUCGGACGCAGCGGUCGACACCGACGGACACAAUUGAGACUGCCACUGCCACUGCCCAGUGCAGACAGGCUGCGUUGGCAAAGGAAACCCUACGGUUGGACCUUGGAGACAUAAAGCAUGAUCCUAAUGAGUCCCUCAUAACAUCACCAGCUCUAGGAAAAUACGCCAUGACACCACGUUUUCCAGAUCCCGACGUGAUCUUGCCUGCCAUCCAAAAGUCGCCCCCUCGGUCUUCUCCUGCGUCCUCGCCACAGCACAAACAAACACUGCCUUCGCUGAGGACGCACCUAGGGGAAUUCGAUGCGAACUCUCCGGGGUUCGCAGGUCUAUCUCCCAUCGUAGGUCGUCCGUCCCCCCCUGGUCCGCUAGUAUCUCUUGGACGACCGUCUCCGCCAUUCCAACACCACCAGCCAACACACUCAACCAUGUCACCUCCCGCUCUCCCUGGACAAUUUACGUGGCGGGCAGUAACACGUGACAGCUCGAUAUCCUCAGAGUAUACUCCCACCAGCUCUGGAGCAGUGUCUACGCCGGCCUCUUCAGUCGUCCCUGUCCAAUCACCGGCGACGUCAAUAAGCGUACAAAAUCUGGUUUCGAGAUGGGACCGUGAGUCGGUGUCGGUGUCAGACACGCAUUCGUUGGACUCCUCGUCAGCAGGAGGAGCUGCACCCGAGUCGCGGCGUAAAUCCGAGGACGAGCAGUCACUGAACGGUGGAGGUGGUCUCCCAGCAUUGAGUCGAAUCACGGCAGAUGGUCUCUAUCAAUGUCUAUACCAAGGUUGCACCGCUGCCCCCUUUCAGACUCAAUACCUCCUCAACAGUCAUAUGAACGUGCACUCUGAUACCCGGACGCAUUUUUGUCACGUCGAGGGUUGUCCGCACGGUCCUGGUGGGAAAGGCUUCAAGAGGAAGAAUGAGAUGAUUCGACACGGCUUGGUCCACGAUUCUCCGGGUUACCCUUGUCCCUUUUGCCCAGAUCAACUUCACCGAUACCCCCGACCGGAUAACUUGCAAAGGCACGUUCGAGCACAUCAUAAAGAUCGAGACCGAGACGAUCCUCGAUUACGGCAGGUCCUGAACCAGCGCGCAGAAACUGGAGGACGUGGCAGACGAAGGAUGCGGUCGUCGCUUAUUUGAAUACCAAUACAAGACGACUCAAAACAAAACAAACCAGGUCAUACUUGCACUUGGCAUGUACAUGAUUGAGCAUUGAUUAGCCUCCAUCUCCGCAAUGCUCACAACUUUGUAUGGUACUGGACUGUCAAUUCUGAGAUUCAGGACUGGGGUUCGCUGGCUUGCGGCAACUUUACUCGACCGGUACCAGCACCGCCAACAUGCUCUCUGAAUUAGGAUCCGCGUACCCAGCCAAGACGAGACCAAAGAAAGUCGCCGGGAAACUGGAAGUGAAUUAUACACUGGACCGAAAGGCUGCGUGUGUGUGUAUUAUGCGUGUGUCGUAUGUUGUCUUGUGUCAUUGUGUUUUUUGAGGAAAGAAAGACAUGCAUGGUAACGUGUGUACGUGGUACGACAUUACGAUUUUUCUUCUUUGCUCUCUAUUCUUCUUCUUUCUUUUCUUUUUUUCCCUUUAUUACGGAUUAUUUUCUACUUUUACAAGACACCAGACAUAGCACGCUGGAAUUUUUGGGGGGGUUUCUCUCUUGGUUCUGGAAUAAAUUAUCGAAUGUUCACACGAAGGCAAGCGAGAAUUGGAGACGUUGUUUAACGUUGACUCGAAUCAUGUCAUAUCUCGGGAGCAUGGAAGGGAACAGGGCAAGAUAAGCAUGGACACACUUUUUUUUUAGCAGGACGUCAAGCAAUGAGCUGGCGGAGGAGAAGGAUCAGGAGCAACAACAACAACCACAACACGAGAUGCCUACCCACCUAGGGGCAAAACGAGGGUUGCUCUCAUACAUCCAUGAGUACCUAGCAUUCCAUUCCCCCCCCUCGUGACGGGGAGUUUACCUAGUAGGUAGUCACGUAGUCAAAGUCAAUUUGACACACUGCCGUAAUUCUGAUCGAUGACAAAAUGGCCGGUUGAAUAACUGUACCUGGAAAUAGAGUAAGUAGAUAUCUCACUUGGAGGGAGUGUAGAGUGUAUAGAGUACAAUACAG
Exophiala oligosperma is the source of this 3330-nucleotide messenger RNA. RefSeq lists its product as uncharacterized. Gene Ontology annotation, cellular component: nucleus. The transcript is spliced from 3 exons. The coding region runs from base 628 to 2355 and encodes 575 amino acids. Gene Ontology annotation, biological process: regulation of transcription by RNA polymerase II. Lineage: Eukaryota; Fungi; Ascomycota; Eurotiomycetes; Chaetothyriales; Herpotrichiellaceae. The record is from RefSeq and is a predicted model, not a curated record.